AUGAGUGAAGAACAUCAAGAAGCUCCUGCUAGUGAGGAGGGGCCAGUCCCAGUCCUGAGAUGGGACUUAGGUUUAUUCGAACAGAUCGUUCGAAGUUUUAGGUUUCCACCGGAGUGGGAUGCCCGGUACCCUGCUCAGGGUCAGACCGCGGCUGAUGCCCCACCCGGUUACAUUACUUUGUUCGAAGACUUCUUCCUUCAAGGAAACUUCCGGCUGCCGGCGACUAACUUCUUUGGUAGCAUAUUGUCCUACUACAAGUUUCAUAUCUCACAGUUAAGCCCACCUGGGAUGGUGAGGGUGAGGCACUUUGAGUUCUUGUGUCAAUCUCACGGCAUUGAGCCGACGGUGAAUAAGUUUCGUGUCUUCUAUCAACUGCAAAGAACAAUGGGGUUCUUUUCUUUUGCUAGCCGUGGUACGGCUAAGAAGAUUUUGUUGAAUCCUCCCAAGAGUUUCCACGACUGGAAGCCCAAGUUCUUCUUCAUCCGGGAGGAAGUCUUGCCAAUAGCUAUGCCGUUUAGGGAAUGGACCGAGGGUAUACCAAAGGAGGACCUUCCUAUACCGAAGUCUGCUCAGUGGUAUCAGCAGCUUACCGCAACCCCUAACCGGGUAUUUGGGGAGAAUGUUCUGGUUGCUGCCAAGAUGAGUGACCAGUGGUCACCUAGUAGCAGGGAACUCCCGGUCUUGAAGAUCGGGGAUCAAGAGACGCAACUCUAUCAGGCUGCCUUCCCAGCCUUUGGUGGCUCCAUGGGCGUUCGCCCUCUGCGCGAUGAUGAGGAAGGCUGGUAUGACCAGAUAAAAGGGAACUUCAUGUUUCCUCCUGCUGACGCCUUCGCCUCGCCGCCGGAUGCAACUGAAGGUGCGCAAUAUCCUAAACCUCGUCCAUUGCGCUCUGUGACUUCUGCUGGGAAAGAGACUUUCUAUCUUUCCAGCGAGGAGUCAGUAGGGUCUUCGAAUGGCGAGUUAAGUUCGUUGCCUAAAAUCUUUGCAGGUGUGUUGCGCGAUCUGGGGGUUGACCCAGAGGAGAAGAAGAAGAAACCUUCGAAGAAGAAAAAGAAGGCGGAUGCUGAAGUGACCAGCAAGGGUCCUGGCGCCAGUCGCGCAACUACUGCUGCUGUCAAAGCUAUGGGAAAGACUGGCGCUGGUGGGUCAAAGGGCUCUGGGAGCGCGGGUUCUCGUAACCCGGAUGCUGACGCAACUCCAUCUCAACCUGAGGAUGAAGAAGAAGAGGAAGAAGAGACUGCCCCGUUGAUUGGAAGAAAGAGGGGUAGAAGCGAGGCGACAACUGGUAUGGCCUCUGCGCCUGUUUCAGUUGUUAUUCCCGUUGUUGGGAAGAAGAGCAAGUUGCGCUCGUUAUACCAGUUUUCUCCUGAGAUCAAGAAGAAGACCCCUGAAAAGGGGGUUAAGUUUGUUGAACCCAGCACGAAAAAACCUAAGGUUGCCACUGAACCUUCCGAUUCUGCUGCGCGUGAUGCUGCGAAAACUGCUGAAGCGCAGCGAAAGGCAGAAGAGGAUCGGAAGAAAGAAGAGAGUAGGAUUGCUGCGCAGAAGAAGGCUGAAGAGCGAAAGCGCAAAGAAGAGGAAGAGAAAAAGAGGAAGGAGGAGGAGGAGAGAAAGCUGGAGGCGGAGAGGCAGAGGAAAACGGAAGAGGAGAGAAAGCUGGAGGCGGAGAGGAAGAGGAAAACGGAAGAGGAGAGAAAGCUGAGGGAGGAGGCGGAUAGGCAGAGGAAGGCGGAAGAGGCGAGGAAAGAAAGAGCUGCCGAUCAGUCUUCUGUUCAAGGGCAGUCUGGUGUCCCAAAACCUCCCCCUGCUGCGCCGAUUGUUACCUCUAAGGGGUUAGGGCGCUAUGUGUCUAGUGGUGCAAGCUCUGGAGGAGCUGGGGGCUAUAACCCCAAUGUGAUAGGUGCGAAGGAUACCGUCGGGGACAUAUAUUAUAAAACUUAUACUGAAGAGGAACGUGGUGAUGCUCCUCAUCAAGCCCCUUGGAGCUUAAGGCAGAAGGAUACAUUUGUUGAAUUUGGUCCUUCUCGCGAUUGGUACUUGAACCAAUUCACUCCUGGCGAAGUUAACCGUCAAAAGGCGAAGCCGCAUGAAAUGUUGUAUCGCACUUACAUUCUUGCCGAGGCCAACGCUCGAUCUGCUAACCAUCAGAUAGUUCGUGAAUGGCGAACAAUGGUCAGAGAGCGCGCCGAUUGGGAGGCUUACCGAGAACGUGUGCUAAAACGUGUUGGUGAAUUUGAGAAGGCUAAGGCCACAUUUGAUGAGGAGAAAGCCAAGUUUGAGGCUGAUAGGAAAGCUGAAGAGUGGGGUCGCGAGGGCCUGCAAAAGAAACUUCAUAAUGUGGAAGAGCAACUGGCCAAGGAGAAGGCCGAGUUCAAGCGUAUAUGCGCUCAAGACAACGAGCGUACUUAUGCUCUACGCCAGAAGAUCGUUGGUCUUGAGGCUACAGUUGCGGACUUGACCUCAAAGGUGGAGGAAGCGCAGGGUGAAAAAACUGCCAAGCAGCAGAUGGAGGUUGAGCUGACUGAAGCCAAGGUGCAAUUGUCUAACAAGGACAAGGAUCUCCAUGCCAAGGACGUUGAGAUAGCGGAACUCAAGCGUCGCUUGAAUGAGCAAAUCGACAGAUGCGAGUCUUUGGAGAUUGACCUUGAGGCUGAGAAGGUCAAGGCCACCGAUGCUGAGGAGGCGCGUGCUGUCAGCACUGCGGCGCUUAACGUGGCUCAGACAAAUUAUUCUGAGGCCCAAGGCAUUGUGGACACGCUUGUUUCUGAAGCAGAAUGGAUGCGCACUCGGGGAAUAGUGCUGGUUGCCAACUCCAUCCUGAACGCCGGCGAGCUAGAUCGCGCUGUUGCUGCUCUUACGGAUGCGGCGCGUGCAGUUGGUCAUCGAGGAGGUUACCUGGAGUGUGCUGAUCACGUUGAGCGAAUGCUGGGACAAGAAUUCGAUACAAGUCAUUGCUCAGUGACGGAACAAGCUGAUGCUGCGCUGGCCAGUGCUGAGAACUCAUAUGACAACCUCUCCUUGCCCAUCAUGGACUUGGUUGUUAGUGCCUUAAAAAAGGAUGAUUGGUGUCAGCGCCUCAAGGCGAUCCUUGAUCCACCGAUUACUGUUGAAUCAUCUGAUGAGGAAGCAGCUGGUGAUGAUGGCGGAGGUGAUGACGAUGGCGACGAUGGUGAAGGGAACGAAGAUGAUGAUGGUGAGAAGAAAGAAGACAAAUAGAGUAGGUUGUUAGUUUGUUGAUAGGCGUUUGUGCCUUUGUUUCUGACUUGAUUGUAAGUGAUGCGCUUUUGCGCAGUUUUAAUGACAAUG
Helianthus annuus (common sunflower) is the source of this 3306-nucleotide messenger RNA. RefSeq names its product enolase-phosphatase E1-like. The coding region runs from base 1 to 3216 and encodes 1071 amino acids. Lineage: Eukaryota; Viridiplantae; Streptophyta; Magnoliopsida; Asterales; Asteraceae. The record is from RefSeq and is a predicted model, not a curated record. The transcript is spliced from 6 exons.